AUCACUUCAUGGCGAAAUCAGAGUUAUCAAAUCAGAGAAGUGAACGGAAGCUUCCACCAUCACCAAGACCAGCACCAUGGCUUGUCAUCCCACAUGGAAAAUAUCGUAAGUUCCAAACUUUCAUAAAUAUACAUGAUCACUUGAACAAAUUUUACAAGAAAGUCAUACCAGAGUUGAGUACCAAAAAUUAUUGGCAAAAAAAAUCUCAUCAAGGAUGGUUAAUCGUUUUUUGUUGUGAUGAUGAAGACCCAAAAUUCAAUUAUGGAGAAUUUUUUCUAUGGAAUCCUGCUUCACUAGAAACCAUAAACUUACCUAGUGACUGGAAGCUAGUCGACGAAUUUCCUAUUAGAGAUUGUGUUUUGUCUUCACCUCCUAAGCUUGGCAGUUGUGAUGAUGAUAAUGUUGAUUAUGAAUCAAUGGUUUAUAUCCUUUACAGCUGAGGUGAAAAUCCGGAUGUUCUUCUUUAUUGUCACCCUGGUGAAAAAUAAUGGAGACAACAUGAGCUGGUUGAUGUUGGUGAAAAUCAAUGUUUUAUUUGAAGGGUAAGUUGUACAUAAUGUGUAUGCCUGAGUAACCAGCAUAAAUGUAUGAAAAUUGAAUUUCUCUUCAAUGACUUGGGAGGAAGUGAAAAGUAUGGAUGACCAUGUCUUCCUUUUGGGUUGUAAUACACAACUUUCUUGCUUGGCCUCAGACUUGGGUUUAUUGAAGGGUUGUUUGUACUUUACACAAGCUGAAGAGAUGAGUUUGUACAAAUAUGACUUGGAAGAUGAUAGUAUUUUGCUUUCUUUACCAUGUCCGGAUCUACCAUGCCCAUGUUACUCGCCUAAAUGGUUGAUGAUUUCUGCAACUCCAAGGUUCGAAGUAAGAACAAUAGCAACAGACCAUGCGUCAGAACAGAACGAAAGUAAACAUAAAGUUAUUGGGGCAAAGGAAAACCAAACAGUAGAUAAAGAAGGUGAGAAAGGGGAUGUUAAAGAAGCAGGACCGUGGAUCAUGCUCAAGGAUGAUCAUAUGGUAUGGUUGAUAUCAAAUUAUCUGCAUACAUUGGACUACAUACAUUUUCGUGCAGUCAGUAAAAACUUCUGGAGGAUAUUAAAUUUGAAAAGAUCCUCAUCUACUAGGACGGUGCAAACCACAGAUUUAUCCCCAUGGCUGGUUUUUCCUAAGCAUCAAGCCGUCUACAACUUCAUAAAUCCAAUGCAUAAUAAUGAGAACUACCUCAUGAACAUCCCUGAAUCGCUAAAAGGUGCUAGAAUUCGGUUCUCAAAAGGUGGGUGGUUGCUCUUGUCAAAAGGAAAGAUUUUGUUUUUCUACAAUCCCUUCACAAGAUCAACUGUCAAACUUCCAGACUUGCCAGAUUCGUACGAUCAUUAUGCUUUCACAGGUAUCUCAUUCUCCUCCUUGUGAUAGGGUUGAAAUCUUAUUUAUCAAGCGGGGAGAUGAAUCUUGGACACACGAUGUCUUUGAUAACAAUGUGGAUUUCCAGCUUAACUUUAUCAAUCCAGUUUUCUAUCGUGGAUCUUUCUAUUGCUUAGACCUCAACGGAACUUUGAGGGUAUUUAAAUUAGGGCCUGACAUUAGUUGGGAAAUUCUAGCCAUGGUAGCACCGCCAAAUUGCGAGUUCAUCUACAAGAGUUUCUUGGUGGAGUGUGACGGAAAACUUAUGUCUGUAUUGUUAGCCCAUUUAGGAAAAUGGGUUCGUAUUUUUAGAUUGAACGAUACUAAAAUGGUUUGGGUUGAAGUCAAAUGUUUGGGGAAGUAUAUGUUGUGUAUUAGCAAUACAGCCUGUGUUUCUGCAAUGGCUCCGACUAGUCGUAUGGAGAACAAGAUCUACUUUCCGAGGUUGCAUAAUGAAGGGAUUUUGUAUUACUCUCUUGUUACAGGUAUGUAUCACUCUUUCGGGAGUAAACAUUCUGUUAAAGAUUAUCGUGAUUCUAAGGAGAACUUGCACUGCAGCUGGAUUCAACCUAAUUGGUCACAGAUCUCAGAUCACUAUCUCGACUGGCUUAACAUCUGAAUGUAAAAGUCCUAUUGUAAGGAUGUUUUUAUUUCUAUUUUGCUGUGUCCGCAUUCUGUAUCCACGCCCAUACUGGCAGAUGAUUUUCCUA
Papaver somniferum (opium poppy) is the source of this 2108-nucleotide messenger RNA. RefSeq lists its product as uncharacterized. The record is from RefSeq and is a predicted model, not a curated record. Lineage: Eukaryota; Viridiplantae; Streptophyta; Magnoliopsida; Ranunculales; Papaveraceae. Bases 610 to 1407 code for a protein of 265 amino acids. The transcript has 2 exons.